This is a messenger RNA of Budorcas taxicolor (takin), 476 nucleotides long. It is a transcript of the gene IGF1, whose product is annotated as insulin like growth factor 1. NCBI's taxonomy places the organism in Eukaryota, Metazoa, Chordata, Mammalia, Artiodactyla, Bovidae. The coding region runs from base 1 to 414 and encodes 137 amino acids. Gene Ontology annotation, molecular function: growth factor activity; hormone activity. The transcript has 4 exons. The record is from RefSeq and is a predicted model, not a curated record. Gene Ontology annotation, cellular component: extracellular region.
AUGGUUACACCUACAGUGAAGAUGCCAGUCACAUCCUCCUCGCAUCUCUUCUAUCUGGCCCUGUGCUUGCUCGCCUUCACCAGCUCUGCCACGGCGGGACCCGAGACCCUCUGCGGGGCUGAGUUGGUGGAUGCUCUCCAGUUCGUGUGUGGAGACAGGGGCUUUUAUUUCAACAAGCCCACGGGGUACGGCUCGAGCAGUCGGAGGGCGCCCCAGACAGGAAUCGUGGAUGAGUGCUGCUUCCGGAGCUGUGAUCUGAGGAGGCUGGAGAUGUACUGUGCGCCUCUCAAGCCCGCCAAGUCGGCCCGCUCAGUGCGUGCCCAGCGCCACACCGACAUGCCCAAGGCUCAGAAGGAAGUACAUUUGAAGAACACAAGUAGAGGGAGUGCAGGAAACAAGAACUACAGAAUGUAGGAAGACCUUCCUAAAGAGUGAAGAAUGACAUGCCACCGGCAGGAUCCUUCGCUCUGCACGAG